Molecule: messenger RNA, 2661 nt
Organism: Nothoprocta perdicaria
Lineage: Eukaryota; Metazoa; Chordata; Aves; Tinamiformes; Tinamidae
Gene: STPG2
Product: sperm tail PG-rich repeat containing 2
Exons: 15
Coding region: 1-1698 (565 amino acids)
Source: RefSeq, a predicted model, not a curated record
AUGCCCGGGGGCGCCGCUUGGGCGCUGAGGCCGCCCGCGGGCUGCACGGGGCCCCGCGUGGGGCCCGGCUCCUACCGCGUGGGGCUGGAGUGGCGGCGCAGGGCAGAUGGGUAUGCGCCAUUUCUUUCUUUGACAAGACGAGAUUUGACAUUUAUUACUCGAAAUAGAGAUGACACCAUCCCAGGACCAGGAUACUACAAUAUUGUCAGAACACAGGACACUAUAAAAGGUGGCAAGAGUCUGCAAAAUAAAGAGAAGCGCUUCAAAGAUAUCAGCACAGUUACUCCAGGUCCUGGCAGCUAUAACCAUGCUGCUACAAUGGAGAUGGCUGCAAACAGCAAAAAGCAGCAAGAUUUUCAAGAGCAGAGUCAGUUGAGAGCUGCAGAUAUUUUAAAAACCCGCAAAAAGGUGGAUGUUCCCUCUAUUCCUUCUCCAUGUCAGGCUUUUGGAUAUGAGGAAGCUGAGGAUGGCACUCUUAAAAAACAAGACCCUCCUCCGAGAGACCUGACAUUAGGCCCAGCUUAUUAUCGCCCACUAUUUGAUGCAAGUUAUUCUACCUUGAAGUAUAAAGGAAUACAUUUUGGUAAUUUAACUGGAAAACGCCAUGAAUUUAAACCUCAAGAAGGGCCAGGACCAGGACAAUAUGACUUAACUCAGGAAGCAGCAUUGCUAAAUGAAAAUGUCAACAUGAWAAAAGAAGAAAAGAAAAGAAAAUAUCUCUUUAUCCCACGGUAUCAUGAAGCAAUAGAAUUACAGGAGGAAAAGAAGGGUUUUCCGGGACCUGGACAAUAUGAAAUAGAAAGUCAAUUUCAGAAGAGUGAAAGCACCAUGCAGCAGGGUAGAACAUUUCUACAUGUUCCUUUUCUUUCACAAUCUGAAAGAUUUGUACCAGUGAAAUCAAUCACACCAGCUCCUGGCACCUAUAAUGAACCAUCYGUGGGUCUUGAGUCCUUGAAUAGAACAUCGGGAAUAAAAAGGAUCCCGUUUGGUCAAACUGCUGUUCGAUUUACUCAAGACUUCAGGGCAGAAAGCACGCCAGGCCCUGCAUUCUAUAACAUUCUGAACUAUAGUAUUGAAAACGAAAGUAUGAAAAACAUGUAUUUGGCCUACACAAAGAGAGCAGCUUUUGGCUCUUCAGCUCCUAGAUAUUUGCUGCUUCAUGAAGAGGAAGAAUUUUCUACUCCUGGCCCUGCUGAUUAUCAGGUCAAUAAAAGCACUGAAAAACCACAAAAACCCCAGAAGUCUUUACCUUCCUUCUUAACAAGGCAAAAAAGACCAGUAGUUGUUAUGGAAAUUCCACCACCAGGGUAUUAUGAGGUCCAAAAAUCCUAUGAGAAAACACGUGGGAAAAGCCGCUAUAUGUCUCCCCGAACAGCACUGGCCAAAAAAAACCAAGGCUCCUUUCUUAGUUCAGCACCUAGAUACAGCUUACUUGUGGCUCACAGGGAUAUACCAGGUCCUGGGACAUACAACCCUGUGAUGAGUUCAGCUUCCCACGUUUCUGCAUAUAUAUCCAAGCUGGAGCGUUUUAAGGAACCAAAAGAGAGAACUCCUGGCCCCGGAGCAUAUGAGUGCAAGGCUUUGAGAAGUCUGCAAGACCUCAGGAACCUCCCUGUUACACAAAGAAAAGAAUCCUAUCGCUGCUUGGAUGAAGAAUAUUUUCACAGAAAUGAGAGAGUCCACCAUGAAGCCCUCUGAGUUUACUUAGGAAAUCUCUGAUCGAUUUAAUCCAGCAUUAGUAACCAUUAAUGGCAGAGACAAGCUGAAGGCCCUCCUUCCAGAGGAAAAAAUCCUUUCAUGAUGGUUUCAACCAGCUGCUCAAAAUGACUGUUCUUAUCACCUCCUGAUUAGGAGAGCUGUUUCUCCACGAUUUUUUCUUCAAAUGAAACAUUUCCUUCUUAUCAAACAUCUCUUCUUCACAAUACAGUGCUUCUUCAUAUUUCAGUACAAAUAAAUCCAGAAAUAAGAUUUAUUUCCCCUUUCUAUUUCUUCCUCCUUCCUCUUCCCACUUUUUUAAGGAACCCUGAAAUUGUGUAAAUUUACUUCUGCACCGUGUGAAAACAUUGCUUUCUGUCUUUGGUGUAGGGGUUAACUGGCAUCCAGAUGGGCCCAUCAUAGCUUCAAACCCUGUUGAAGAUGUAGAAAAGAAGAUGACAAAAGCUGUAACUUUAUCUACAGGUUUGAUGUCUGUACAGCCUCYAACUUGAGGAAAUCCUGUUGUCCCUUCCCAGUGGAGCAGGUUGGUCCCCAGCAGUCUCCAGGCACAACUAGAGGUACGCAGCUUUCUGUUUUGCAUUCUGUAUUUCUGUGCCUCCGGCCAUCCUUAAUUGCAAAUAUGCUGAAAACAACAUUAAUUUUACCCACAAACACAAUGGUAUUCCAAAGUAGCGGCCUGCUGUUUUUCUCCACUUUACCUUCAGCAUUGUCUUCCUGGUAAUUUAUGCUAAAUAAAAUGCUAAACUUGGAAUCCAGCAUUGUCCACCAUAUAAAAGUGGGACCAGGAUUCAGGUGGCUUUUCAUCUGACCUAUUCCCAAGGUAGUGGGUGCUCAAAUGUUGGGAUUUAAAUAAUAAUAAAGAAAAAAAAAUUGUGUAGAACUAACUACAGCAAUUUGGAAAUGUAGGCAAUGCCUUUUCAGGAUUUGUCAGCUCACAAAUUUCCA